UAGGUUAACUGAGAGCAAGUAGAUCACAGCCUCCACAAAUUCCGAAGUAGUUUAUAAUCAAUUUGUUCCUAGUUUGAAGGAAGUGACACAAGUGGCAGGAAAUAGUAGCUGUCAGGUUAGUCGAUAUGCUAGAAAUAGUUUUGGUUGUGACCGCCUUGGCGGUCAUAAUGUAUUAUUUGGGAGUUAAACCAAUGCAGUAUUGGAAGAAUCGAGGAAUAAAACAAGGAAACCCUUCAUGGUUUUUGGGGGAUAACCUCGGUACGACAUUAAAAACGGAAAGUUAUGCUGAUAUGGUAGUCAAAGUAUAUAAUGCAGUACCAGGAGUACGAUAUUCUGGAGCAUACCAAUUUACUAUACCCACCCUAGUUAUAAAGGACCUAGAAUUAAUUAAACAGAUUGGAGUUAAAGACUUUGAUCACUUUACCGACCACAGAGCAAUCAUAUCUGAAGAAGCUGAUCCACUGUGGGGAAAAAAUCUAUUUGCUUUAACAGGUCAAAAAUGGCGGGAAAUGAGACCAAUUCUAAGCCCAUCUUUUACCAGCAGCAAAAUGAGAGUGAUGUUCAUUUUGAUAUCCGAAACGGCACAAGCUUUCACCAAACACUUUUUAGAACUCGAUCAAGAUGUUAUGGAGAUCGAAAUGAAAGACACGUUUACGCGUUUUACCAACGACGUUAUUGCUACGACAGCUUUUGGUGUUAAAAUUGAUUCUAUGAAGAAUAAAGAAAACGAUUUUUUUGUUAUGGGUAAAGAUAUCACCAACUUCAGUGGAUUUUGGAAAAGUCUUAAGUUUCUGGGAAUGGUAUUUUUUCCAAAAUUGUUUUCACUUUUCAAAGUUGGUUUGUUCACUGCUCGCGUCAGAAAGUUUUUCACUGAUCUUGUUGAUGAUACAAUCAAAGUCAGAGAAAAAAAGGGAAUAGUACGUCCAGAUAUGAUCCAUCUUUUAAUGGAAGCAAGAAAAGGAGUUCAUCAACAUGAAGAAAAAGUUAUAGAUACAGGAUUUGCGGUUGUUGAAGAGUCAGAUUUAGGCAAAGGUGUUAUCAAAGAGAUGACCAACUUGGACAUCGCUGCUCAGGCGAUGAUCUUCUUCUUCGCUGGUUUUGAUUCGGUGUCUUCGUUAAUGUGUUUCAUAUCUUAUGAAUUGGCACUCAAUCCUGACAUUCAGGAAAGACUUAAAACAGAAAUAGAGGACACGCUAAAACAGUAUAAUGACAAUGUGCCAUAUGAAGUGAUAUUAAAGAUGAAAUAUUUAGAUAUGGUGGUAUCAGAGGGGCUUCGAAAAUAUCCAUCAGCUGUAGCGAUAGACAGAAUUUGCACCAAACCCUACAUAAUUGAACCUGUGACGCCGGACGAGAGUCCUGUCUACGUGGAGAAAGACACGAUAAUAUGGUUUCCAACCUACGCUAUCCACCGUGACCCUCAGUACUAUCCAGACCCUGAGAAGUUUGACCCCGAGAGAUUUAACGAUGAAAACAAAGUCAAGAUUCGACCUUACUCUUACAUUCCCUUCGGGGUUGGCCCUAGGAACUGUAUUGGAUCUAGAUUUGCAAUUUUAGAGACUAAGGUCGUGUUCUUUUAUCUAUUGUCCAACUAUAAGCUGGAGCCUUCAACCAAAACAGCAAUUCCAUUAAAAAUUAAUAAGAGCAAGUUCAAUUUGGAUGCCGACGGGGGCUUUUGGUUCAAUAUGAAACGUUUAAGGAAAUAAAUUGAAAUUGACACAUUUAUAAAUAAAGUUAUUUUAAUAUUAUUACAUAUUGUUAUUGGAUAUCUAGUUCGUAUAUAUUAAUUAGAAAUUUGGUAACAUUUACGAAUAAUACUUACUUUUAAUACUUCA
Diabrotica balteata is the source of this 1832-nucleotide messenger RNA. NCBI's taxonomy places the organism in Eukaryota, Metazoa, Arthropoda, Insecta, Coleoptera, Chrysomelidae. The record is from the annotation of a GenBank genome assembly.